Messenger RNA from Paraphaeosphaeria sporulosa, 1645 nucleotides. RefSeq names its product P-loop containing nucleoside triphosphate hydrolase protein. The record is from RefSeq and is a predicted model, not a curated record. Gene Ontology annotation, molecular function: RNA helicase activity; RNA binding; ATP binding. Bases 1 to 1314 code for a protein of 437 amino acids. The transcript has 4 exons. Lineage: Eukaryota; Fungi; Ascomycota; Dothideomycetes; Pleosporales; Didymosphaeriaceae. Gene Ontology annotation, biological process: mRNA export from nucleus; mRNA splicing, via spliceosome.
AUGUCUCACGAGGAAGAUCUCAUCGACUACUCCGAUGAGGAGAUCCAGCCCACCGAGGCACCCGCCAACGGCACCGCAGGCGCGGCAAAGGGCCUGGCCGCAGAUGACGCAGCCGGCGACAAGAAGGGCAGCUACGUCGGCAUCCACUCAACCGGUUUCCGCGAUUUCCUUCUCAAGGACGAGCUCAUUCGAGCGAUCACGGACUGUGGCUUCGAACAUCCUUCCGAGGUCCAACAAACCACGAUUCCCCAGGCCAUUCUAGGAAACGAUGUCCUUUGCCAGGCUAAGUCCGGUCUCGGAAAGACCGCCGUUUUCGUGCUGGCCACGCUCCAGCAACUGGAUGAGAAGCCCGAAGCUGGCGUCGCAACUGUUCUAGUUAUGUGCCAUACCCGUGAGUUGGCAUACCAGAUCAAGAACGAAUACAACCGAUUCGCCAAGUUUCUGCCCGAUAUUAAGGUCGGUGUCUUCUAUGGUGGAACUCCGAUCCAGGAGGACAUCCGUAUCCUCAAGGACAAGGAAACACACCCGCACAUCAUCGUUGGUACCCCUGGACGUAUCAACGCUCUCGUCCGCGACAAGGUGCUACGCCUUUCCAACCUGAAGCACUUCGUACUCGAUGAGUGCGACAAGAUGUUGGAUCAAAACGACAUGCGCAACGAUGUCCAGACCAUUUUCCGUGCGACCCCAGCCCACAAGCAGGUCAUGAUGUUUUCGGCCACCUUGUCCGAGGAGAUCAAGCUCACCUGCAAGAAGUUCAUGCAGAGCCCCCUCGAGAUCUACAUCGAUAACGAGAAGAAACUCACCCUGCACGGACUUCAGCAGUACUACAUGAAGUUGGAGGAGCGCGAGAAGAACCGCAAGCUUAAUGAUUUGCUCGACACGCUCGAGUUCAACCAAGUCAUCAUCUUUGUGCGGUCCACUCAACGCUGCACUGAGCUUGAUAAGCUUCUCCGCGAAUGCAAUUUCCCUAGCACUGCCGUUCACUCCGGUAUCGGCCAAGAGGAGCGCAUCAAGCGCUACAAGGAGUUCAAGGACUUCCAGACUCGUAUCUGCGUAUCGACUGACAUCUUCGGUCGUGGUAUCGACGUUGAGCGUAUCAACGUCGCUAUCAACUACGACAUGCCCGACAAGGCUGACUCAUACCUCCACCGUGUCGGUCGUGCUGGUCGUUUUGGAACCAAGGGUCUCAGCAUCUCGUUCGUCAGCAACCCCGACGAUGAGACUGUCCUCAAGGAGAUUGAGAAGCGCUUCGAGGUGGAACUGCCCGAAUUCCCUGCGGAGGGUGUUGAUGCUUCAACCUACAUGGACAACUAGAGUUGUCCUUUCCAUACCUUCUCGAAGUGGCCAGUUUGUUCGGUGUGCGUUUUGUUCAAUGGGAUUUUAUGCUAGCAAUCUUGACUGGAAGGUUUUUCUGAAAAGCAGGCUCGGCGUCGGGUGGUCGGGCUCGCACAAAUGUACUGUAGCCACGAAAGGAAUGACGAUUUGAACUCGCGUGUCAAGACUAGUCGUCACUCACCGCUCCUACCCACGUAGUGGACCCCAAGUAGAUAUACUCAGCUCCAGAUCAUCUAGAUUGGCGUCAUCUUGCGGUUUCUCGGUAUUUGGCAAGAAGGAAAAACGCACCUCCCCUUAGCGAUGCUACAGC